GAAGAGUAAUUUGCCUGAGAAAUGUGCAGGCCCUCUCACACCUGGUACAAUGUUUCUUAUGAAUACUUCUCCUUUGGUAGCCCUCCAGAGAAAAUGGGAGCCUUUUGCCCAGGCUAGGGCCUGUCGAUACCCUGUCUGCUUCUCAGAAUCUGAAGAUGACAUUGCUAGAACAUCUGUAAGCACCAAAGUGCAGAUGAUCAUAAACAACCUGCAAAGUGAAGAGUCGUCUUUGGGCACUACCAGUGAAUAUGGCUGUAUUUUGCAGAAAAAAAGGAAGGGAGUGAAAAUCAGAGCUCCCAAGCGGAGGGGCGAUGGCAGGAUGCUACCACAGGGAUGUGCUAAGUAUGCCCCGCGCAGUUGCCCUGCUGACUCUGAUGGCAUGGAAGUAGAAGAGAGUUCAGAGUUUGGGCCCCUCUCGUUGAAUUCUGACAGCGAUGAUUCUGUUGAUCGAGAGAUAGAGGAAGCCAUUCAAGAGUACUUGAAACAAAAAGGCCAGUGCAUCCCGCCCUUGCCAAACAAUGCUAAGAGCUUGCCCAGCACCAAUGCAGGCAAAAGUCUCAGAAAGGAAGAUUCCUCCUAUGGUGUAGCUUGCAAUGUGUUCCCUGGCAGUGUAAAAACAGAUGUGAUUCCUCAGCCCCUUGCUCCUGACUUUCUGGGAGAUGAUGCACUCCAGUGGGUCCCCUCCCCUUGCAGUGUGAGCAGUGAUGACUCAUUUGAACAGAGCAUAAAAGCUGAGAUAGAGCAAUUCUUAAAUGAAAAGAAACAGCGAGCAAGAAAGCAGAUUGCGUCUGGGGGGAGUAAGAGUCUGGAUCAGAAAGAGGUGCAAGAGAAGGCAACCAGUCAGAAAGGUGGAACUAGCAAAGCAAGCCCACAUUCUUUAAAGCGAGGAGGCAAGGCGUACUUUUUAAGAAGGCAUCCUGAACUGCAGAAUACCAGCUCUCCUCCUAAAUGUUGGAUGCCAAAAACAGAAGAGCUUGUGAAUGUCCGAAAAACAAACCUAGUGCACCUUAGCACUCCUGGUGCUGGCCAUUCUUGUAUACGGGAGCAAAGUAAUGGUAGUGAGAUCAGGCAGAGGUUUUGGAAAGCCAGAGGAGAGCAAGGCCCCGAAAGUGCAAGUUUAUCUGAUUCAAGUAGCGAUGAUGGCAUUGAAGAAGCAAUUCAGCUUUACCAGCUAGAAAAAGUCAGAAAAGCAGCAAAUGCUCAAGUCGGCUGUGUUCCUUCUCAGAAGGAAGAGUUUGGGGCUGGGGGGCUAGCUGAUAUAUCCGCAAGCCUGACAAUCCAUUCAGAGAAAAGUGCCUUGCCAGAAAACCCCAGAACGGCCCUAAGCAGCAAGAGGAAACAGACCAGCUCAAAGCUUACAGAGUUAAAUAGGACCGGUGCCAUCUGUAAUAAUGAGCUGGGGAAAGGCAGACGUUGCAGUUCACCAGCCAAUGAUGUUGCCAGUGGUGCCGUCCCAUCACAGACCUGCAGAGCAGACACGGCAGCUGAGUUGAUGUGUGCAGAAGCCAUCCUGGACAUCUCCAAAACCAUCUUGCCACCCUCUGUGACAAGUGACGGCAAAUCCGUCCUGACAGACCCUUUCUUCCACUUCCAUAGUGUCUCUCCUCCCCACCAAGAGAGUGACAGUAAUGCUGUGGACAGUGAUGACAGCAUUGAACAAGAGAUAAGGGCUUUUUUGGCUAUCAAAGCACAGGCUGAACAUUCGAUCACAAAAUCUGGUGAGGCUUCAAAUGCUGCCCCAAAUACUCUGUCUUGUGGGCAUCUGGAUGAUCGAAUCAGGAGUCCUAAGCAGUCCUUCCCCAAUACAUUAAAACUGCCCCUGGAUCACAAAAGGCAGCUUAAAGAGGAAAGCAGUGUGUCAAGACAGAGACAGGAUGAAAAAAUGGCACUGUUAAAGGUGGACUGUAGCCAUCUGGAGACUGAUAAACAUUCAAAACACUUUGCGUCCCAGAAGGAGAACUUUCUAAGCAAUGUGGAAAACGGUGAAGCGGGCAGGGCUGCAAGGCAGCCAGGAGUCACUCCAGCCGCUGCCAGUACUGUGGAUUUUGUGACCCCUCUGUCACAAGGGCUUCUUGGCACAGGGGGGCUUCUAAAAAAUGCAAGACAACCUCUGCAGAAAUGCAGCAUAGAUGACAAGAGCAGCUCUUUGGACAGUGAUGAGGAUCUGGAUACAGCCAUCAAAGAUCUCUUAAGGUCAAAACGGAAGCUAAAGAAAAAAUCCAAAGACCAAAACAUUCAGUGCAAGAAGAAAGUGAGAUUUGGUAAUGCUGAGAUGCAUAUUUUUGAGGAGAAACUUGAAGUCCUCCAAGAAAAAGCCUGCAAAUCCAAAAAUCCUGCCUUGCUCAAAAGCUGCCUCAUUAGAUCCAGAAGAAACAUUUGGGAAGAAAGUGCACAGACGAGGUCCCCGUACAUGGUGAAAGGAAGACCCAGAAGGGCAGAGACCACAGAGCUUGCAUUAACGUUUGAAAAGAGAUGCCAAGCGAUUUCUGGGCCAGACAUCCAAGCAGCAGCAGUAAGUGAUCAGCAGCAUUGGAUCGACGUGCCCAUGAUGGAAGAUAGCAGUUCUUUGGAUAGCGAUGACAGCAUUGAACAAGAAAUUCAGAGGUUCUUGGCAGAAAAGGCCAGAGAUUCCUCAAGUACUGUGGAAAUAGUUGGGGCGUUUGAAAUUGUUGACACUGUGAAAGCUGCUCAGCCCCAAACUGCUCAGCCAAAGUUGGAAGGUGGAGGCACUGCCUUGUCAAAGCGGAAUAAGAGGGCAAAGAAGGGACGCCAACCAAUGACUGAGUUGAGAAGCCCUCUGAGAACUGAAAGAGAGGGUGCAGAAAACAUCUGUCGAACUGGUGAGCAAACCGUAACCUGCAGAGAAGACAUUCACAGCCAAGCAAUAGUGAAAUUACAGGGAAACCAGGGAGUUGUGCGAGCUAAAGGUGCUGGUUUAUCUGUAAAAAGAAUGGGAAUAGACAGGAAGGGAGUCUCUGAUGGCAAGCUCGUUCAGAGAAGCCUUUCAUCUUGGAAAGAAAAGGCUGAGAAUGGCAAACCGCAGAAUUAUUUUAAGCCUAUGUCACUUUUUAGAAGAAAGAGCUCACGUGAGUUCAAAAUUUCCAGCAAGUUUAUAACAGGUUUCAAAAGAGCCCAGAAGAAGGAAAAAUCUGUGCUUCUGAGAAAAAGUCAGAGCAUAGAAUUGUCAGUACCCCAGAGCAGAGUGUUCAGGAGGCAGGAAGGUUUGCUAGGCGAGAUACGUAAAGCUCCUGCACAGAAAGGGAUCCUGGGUUCCAAAAGCAAGACAGAAAAGGCAGACUUGUAUCAAAGAUGCAUGGCAGGGGAGUUCUAUCCCCCUGUAGCAGAAAAAAUGGAGGUUGCCCCUUUAAGCAUAGGAGUGGCCAGUCCUGCCAAAGCCAAACCUUUUGGUGAGGAAGAGCAUUGUUCCCUUGCAGAUGCAAAGCAAAGCUCUCUUCUGCAGGAGCCCAGUGUGGACGGUGCCAAGGGGAUUGAUCUUAGUUCAUCUCCAUCUCAGAUCCCUGUAAAGGAAAAGGAGGGGAGAGUCCAAGGUCACAGCAACAGUUGGGAGGGACUCGGUGCCCCUGAGUCGUGUAACCCACCGUUGAGAGAGAGACUGUUGUUGACCCGCCAAGACAGAAUAGCUGAGAAGCCAACUCAUAAAGAUUUCGAGGGAGGGUCUGCAGAAUUUAUAGAUGUACCUGUGGUGGCACACGCCCCUUGUCUGGAGAAAAACAAGCCCACCAGUUUGUGCUUGGUGGAAACGUGACACUGUUUUGAAUUCCAGGAUGGAGGGCUUAACAGAGCAAUAACACAUAAAGGCAGGAGGAAGGACAAUCAGAAAACAUGUUCUAGUCAGGGCUGUUUGUCUUUUGGAACUGGUACAUGUAAGUAAUGGACGCCGGUCAUCAAACGCCUGAGAGACGUCAUGAAAUGUCUGAAUGCUCGCAUGUGUCAAAGCACCCAUUCACAGAAGAGGCUACCCAAGCAUUAGUUGCCCUGUUUUUUUUCUUCCUCGAGAGGGGCAGGCAGUUAUGUUGUAAAUCUGCAUUUGGGGUGGUUCUCUGCUCACCCCCAAAGCAGAAGCAGAACAACCAGUUCUCAAGGGAUGUUCUUCAGUGGGCUUCUGCUGGAGUUGCUGCUCUGAACUUGCCAUGUUGGCGUUUGCGAGCAUGCUGAGAACAGUGCCACAAGAGAGGGGGAUGUGGCACUAAGUGCUGGGACAAGGCAGACUUUUGCAGGUGUUUAUUGAACCAGAAAAGGGUUCAGAACGCUACUGCGUUUUUCCUCCGGGGGGGGGGGUAUUGCUUAGCAAAUGGGAAGUAUUCAGGCUGGCAUCACCACCUUAGUUAAUCAAAGGAAUCUUUGUGAAAUAAAACACAAAUUCUAUUUUGAAAUACCCUCAUUGCAUUGAAAAUUCAGUACAAAAAUUAGCAAAUUCUUGCAAAACAAGGGAGUUCUCAUUUGAUUGCUUAUCAUUUUGUUCACUUUAUUCAAAAUCUGGAUUUUGUAGCCCAGAGUGUGAAGAUUUCAAAUACAGCCACUUGAGCUUCUGGGCUCCAUCUUGCUUCCACUUCUGAAUGAAGCCCCUCAAUUUUAGCAGCAUUGAGUUAAGGGGCAUUCAUUCUGAUAUUUUUUUGUUGCCCAGGAAGGAAAGCACAUUUGUAGUCCCUGAAAACACAUUCUGCAGUCCUAAAACCCCCCAGUGAUUUUGGGAAAUGAAGAAGGCGGCUGUCGUCGUGUCCUCUCCCACUGAAACCCCCCAAACAUAUGUGAGACAUACAAUAAACUCAAGGUUUGGCCAGUUAUUCCUGUUUGAGAAAUUCACAUGGCAAGUAGCAAUGGAUUUGUCCCAUGUGAAUGUUCUUACAAGCCUCAUUUGGUCCUGUCCCAGAGAGUUCAAUGUAUAUCUGGUUCCAUGAGGCUCUGCCUUUCAUUACAUUCCUGAUCUGGAGUGAGCAUAACCUGUUUGCUAUAACAAAAAUGUUGUGUGUGAUGUUACCAUGUUAGUUGUGUUCUUUUGGAUAACUUGUGCCAGCAAGAGUCGGGUCUGGAGGCUGGUGGGCAGGUCCAUCAGCUGGCAUCCAGACUUGGCUCAGACUCUCUGUCCUUCCGGUGGUUGGGGCACCAGCAGGAAGGGUGGGUUGAGGCUCGGGUGUGUGUGGGUGUGUGUGUGUGCAUUGCUGCUGCCUCCUCUGGAGUUCUGUGAAAUCUCAGAGCUGGCUCUGCCCUGCUUCACAAGAGAAGCAGCAUUCAGUUUGCACUCACCGUUUUUGUUGAAGACAUCCGAUGGGAGAACGAGCACUGUCACUGGCUUUCUCAGCAAGGUGUCUCUUUAACAAAGACGUGAACUAUUCCAGGCAGAAAGAUGCCAUUUGUGUUUUGUUCCAUUUACUUGUGUUGUACACACAAAAAUCAUUCUGUUCUCUGCUGAACAGCAGUUACAAUAAACAUGACAAAUUGCUUUUC
This is a messenger RNA of Gekko japonicus, 5466 nucleotides long. It is a transcript of the gene PPP1R26, whose product is annotated as protein phosphatase 1 regulatory subunit 26. The transcript is spliced from 2 exons. Gene Ontology annotation, biological process: negative regulation of phosphatase activity. Gene Ontology annotation, molecular function: protein phosphatase inhibitor activity. Bases 50 to 3766 code for a protein of 1238 amino acids. NCBI's taxonomy places the organism in Eukaryota, Metazoa, Chordata, Lepidosauria, Squamata, Gekkonidae. The record is from RefSeq and is a predicted model, not a curated record.